AUGGCUCUUCUCCGGCGAGACUCCCUGGUAACCAGGCAGCUGCUGCGGUUGGUUCUGUUACACACGGCCUGGGAGGUGGGCAGCGGCCAGGUCCGUUAUUCCGUGCCGGAGGAAUCCAAACACGGCACCUUUGUGGGCCGCCUGGCCCAGGACCUGGAACUGGAGGUGGCGGAGCUGGUGCCUCGGAUGUUCCGGAUGGUCUCCAACAGCAGGAGAGACUAUUUUGAGGUAAAUUUGCAGAACGGCGUUUUGUUUGUUAAUUCGCGAGUAGACAGGGAAGAGCUGUGUGGCCAGAGCCCCCUGUGCGCCAUUGACCUGGAGGUGAUAGUGGACAAACCCCUGAGGAUAUUUCACGUGGAAGUGGAGAUACAGGAUAUAAAUGACAAUGCUCCUGCUUUUUCCGUAAAUGAGCAAAACCUGAGUAUAGCAGAAUCACUAACUCUUCCAGGUUCGCGUUUCCCACUAGAGGGCGCGUCUGACGCAGAUAUUGGUACAAACUCUCUGCUAACCUAUAAACUCAGCCCAAGCGAACAUUUCACUCUAGAUGUCACAACUAACGACGACCAAAUCAAAUCUGCAGAGCUUGAGUUAAAGAAAUCUCUGGACAGAGAGGAAACACCCGUAUAUCGUUUAUUACUCACCGCCACUGACAGGGGCAAACCGGAGCUCACCGGCACAGUUCAGCUGGUGAUCACGGUGCUGGAUGUGAAUGAUAACGCGCCUGUAUUUAAUCAGUCAGUUUAUAAGGUCCAAAUGCUAGAAGCUUCAGCUAAUGGGACAUUAGUCAUCAAACUUAACGCCACAGACUUGGAUGAAGGUAUUUAUAAGGAUAUUACAUAUGCCUUUAGCAGUCUUGUUCCUCCCUAUGUUAAGGACAUGUUUAAAAUAUAUGGAAAUUCUGGUGAAAUCAGGGUUAAAGGGAAAAUGGAUUUCGAAUACAUUAACUUGUACGAAAUUCAAGUUUCGGCCAAGGAUAAGGGGAAUCCCCCACUGGCUGGACACUGCAGAGUUGUGGUGGAAGUUUUAGACAUGAACGACAACGCUCCUGAAAUAACAGUCUCUUCUCAAUCUCUGCCGGUUCCGGAGGACGCUUCCUCGGGGACAGUAGUGGCUCUUAUUAGCGUCUCUGACCGGGACUCGGGAGACAACGGCAAAGUCACCUGCUCCAUCCCCCCGAACCUGCCCUUUCGGCUCGUCUCCACCUUUAAGAAUUAUCACUCGCUGGUGCUGGCGGAGGCCGUGGAUCGGGAGCGAGUGUCUGAAUAUAAGAUCCUGGUGACAGCCAGAGACGAAGGGGCCCCGUCUCUCUCGGCCAGCAGCAGCAUUUUGGUGCCGAUCGCGGAUGUGAACGAUAACGCCCCCGCUUUCCCUCAGCCCGUUUACAUGGUGUUUGUGAAGGAAAACAACCCGCCCGGGGCCCAUCUCUUCACCGUGUCGGCCUCGGACCCGGACCUGAGGGAAAACGCCUUUGUGAGCUACUCAGUGGUGGAGCGGAGUGUGGGAGAGCAGCCCCUGUCCAGCUACAUCUCGGUGCACUCGGAGAGCGGGCACAUCUAUGCCCUGCAGCCCUUUGACUACGAGGAGCUGCAAGUGCUGCAGUUCCAGGUGAGCGCGAGGGACGCCGGGUUCCCGUCGUUGUGCGGGAACGUGACUGUGCAGCUCUUUGUCCUGGAUGAAAAUGACAACGCGCCCGCAGUGUCCCCGGCUGGCUCCGGCCGCGGCUCGCCAGGGCCCGAGCUGGUUCCGCUGUCGGCCGGCGCAGGGCACGUGGUGGGCAAGAUCCGAGCGGUGGAUGCGGAUUCCGGCUACAACGCGUGGCUUCGCUACGAAGUGCAGGAGCCCAGGGCUUCGGGGCCUUUCCGGGUGGGUGUGUACAGCGGGGAGAUCAGCACCACCCGGGCCUUGGAGGAGGCGGACGGCCCCAGCCAGAGACUCGUGAUCCUGGUGAAGGACCAUGGGGAGCCGGCGCUGUCAGCGACAGCCACUGUCAGCCUGUCCCUGGUGGAGAGUCCCCAGGCUGUGAAAUGGGACUCGAGGCAAAGGGGCAGGAGCGAAGGGCCCUUGGUUGACAUGAAUGUGUCUCUAAUGAUCGCCAUUUGCUCGGUGUCCGGGCUGUUUGUGCUGGUGAUUGUCGUGUACGUUGGCCUGAGAUGCCACCCGGGUCCGGAAGUGAUGUGCGAGCCUAGGAAAGCCACCGUGGUGUGCUCGAGCGAAGUGGGGAGUUGGUCCUAUUCCCAGCGCCAGAGCCGGAACUUGUGUGUAGGGGAAGGCACCGCCAAGAAUGACCUCAUGGUUUUCAGCCCCAACUUCCCUCACACUGCAGAGAAUGGUGAGCACGAGAAACUACAGGGAGCACAGGGCAAGGUGAUUUUCCUCAAAAGUGGACAUUCCUUCUCUGACAAGUCUUUGCCAGUUAUCCCUAUUCUGCGCUACUGUCUCCUAGUGUGUGGUGUCAAUGCCACAUCUCUUGAUGUCUAG
This is a messenger RNA of Emys orbicularis (European pond turtle), 2478 nucleotides long. Its product is annotated as protocadherin alpha-8-like. The record is from RefSeq and is a predicted model, not a curated record. NCBI's taxonomy places the organism in Eukaryota, Metazoa, Chordata, Testudines, Emydidae. The transcript is spliced from 2 exons. Gene Ontology annotation, cellular component: plasma membrane. Gene Ontology annotation, molecular function: calcium ion binding. Bases 1 to 2478 code for a protein of 825 amino acids. Gene Ontology annotation, biological process: homophilic cell-cell adhesion.